Molecule: messenger RNA, 10233 nt
Organism: Chelmon rostratus (copperband butterflyfish)
Lineage: Eukaryota; Metazoa; Chordata; Actinopteri; Chaetodontiformes; Chaetodontidae
Product: helicase with zinc finger domain 2-like
Exons: 20
Coding region: 293-9304 (3003 amino acids)
Molecular function (GO): 5'-3' DNA helicase activity; RNA nuclease activity; RNA binding
Source: RefSeq, a predicted model, not a curated record
ACGAAACUUAAGCGAGGCAGGCGGUCCCCGGUUAUCACAGCCCGUGCUGCUCCACACAGAGGUCCGCCACAUGUCCUGCCGUCCAGAGGGGUCUGCCUUCAGCUCGACACCUCAGAGCGACAAGCAAAGCUGGACAACUCUCAGACUUUGGCCUUCAGCUUGACAUAUACGGAAUUCUGUCUUAGUUAGUGUCAUAGUUAAUCAGACUAAAUCUGGUUCUAUUGUGAUCUGCCGGGCCAUUGCACGUUUUCCUACAUCCAGAUGCUGACUUAAGCAUUAUGAAUGUAUCACAAUGUCAGCUAGUGGGUCCAAACUAGCUCCUCUUUUUUCAACUCAUGACCUCAAACUUGUAUGCACUCAAUGCUCUGUCCGGGAGAAAGAAAUUACGUACACGUUAAAAGCAGUCCGCCACCAGUGUGCACAAAAUCUCCUGCUCUGCAAAGCCAAAGGCGGCAGCAAGUGGAGGCCUAUUUCUGAGCGCCCUACGUUUCCAAAGCCAAGUCAGUAUGAGGUGUGUUGCUUCUUUGUGGAAGGCUUUGGUUGCAAAUACCACAAGAACCGAUGCACCUUUGCCAGAAGCAGUGAGGAAGCUGCUGUGUGGACAUUUGAAAAGCAUCACAGAUUAGACCAUGUGCCUCUCUGUCAUCUUAUAGCUCAGUCUGAGAGAGGAUCUAACCAGCCUGGCAACUCUGAACCUCGAGGUGAGGUCGUGGCGACUCUAGAUUUGAAGGUCGUGUGCGAUCUGUGUUCUAUCAGGGAGAAUGAAAUAACAUACACAGUUCAGCUAGUUAGUCACAAGUGCAGUAGAAAUCUGCUUUUGGCCAAAACUAAAGCCUCUAACCAUUGGAGGCCUGUAUCUGAGCGGCCUACAUGUGGACAGUUUGGUCGAAAUGUUCUCUACCAAAAGUGUAACUUCUUUGUUGAGGGCUCUGGAUGUACACAGCAUGCACAGGGGUGCACUUAUGCCAGAAGCUAUGAAGAGGCCACUGUAUGGAACUAUGUUAGAGACAAGGAAAUUGAUAAAGAUGAAUUAAUAAGACUUGUAAUUGAGUCUGAGCACAUUUCAGUAACACCAGAAAGCGCAGCUGAAAGCAUACUUAAGCAGUUUAAGGGUGAAUUCAUCGAGUUCUGUAAAGACUGCUUUCACGAUCGUCCACUUAAACUGACAGCCAAAAGGUGGAAUGCGACCUGCUCAGCAGAUGCAGCGCAUACCUGGGAUCCAGUCUUAGUUCAUCACCUGUCAGAGAACAGGGGGAAGCACGUCUACAGCCAGGUGCGCACUGUUCCUCAAAACUGUCAGUUUAAGUACUGCAGUCAUGUCAGACAAGGCAAGCCCUGCUGGCAUCAGGCUGGCCACUGCCAGUCUGCCCAGAGCGAGGUGGAGAUGGCCGUGUGGAAAGCGGAGCACAGCGGGCUCUCCGUCAGGCCUCAUCUCCUGCAGCUGAGCCAGCGGGAGCAAACAGAGUCCAGAAAGGUCACCAUGUACUGCAAAGUUUGCCUCUUGACCCUGUCCUCCCCAGAGAGCUUCUACAAGCACUGCGCCUCUUUGGAGCAUGCCCAGUUACUCUCAGAGGACACCACCACCAAGUGGAGAGGACGACAGCCUCCACACAACACCCGAGCUGAGUUUGGGCUGUGUGACAGACCACAAACGUGCGAGUACGGUAACAAGUGCCCAAAAGCUCAUUCUGUGGAAGAACUGCAGGAGUGGAUGAUGCGUGCUGCAGAAGAGAAAGAGAUCAGACAUAACAUUGAAGCCCAGGGUCUCAUGUGCUACAAUGAAAGCCUUUUGGAGGAAUACAGAAAUAGCAGCAAUGAAGUGUACAUUAUAUCAGAGCAAGUUGACGAUGUCAGCAUCUCUUGUGAUGAAGAUUUAACUGUGGAGUGUGAACAGAUCAAUGCAACACUGAAAUGGAACUUCCAAGUUGAAACAGAGAGACAGCUUGUGCAUGUGGCGCUGCUGAAGCACGAACCAGGAGCUUCAUUCACCCUUGGUGACGUUGGUUCUGUGCCUUGCAUCUACUCCUCUGGUGAACGCUUUCUCAGUGAAGACAUGACCUAUGACAUCACUGUAUCUUUCACAUCCAUCUACCCAGGCCUGUAUGAACAGUGGCUUGUGCUAGAUUUUGACAUGAGACCAGUUCUCUUGAGGAAACUCAGAGUAAGAGUAAGCCAGCGGUCAUUGGAUGACACUGAAGAACAAACUGUGAACCAUGGAGCCAUCUUUCAAAGUGCUGAACGUUGGCAUCGAGGAAACAGGGUUAUCAUCCCAUGUUUGUCCAGGACAGAAGAACAGGAAGAGCUGUUAAAGGAGUACAAACCUCCUCAGAUUAGCUUUCUGUGUAAAUCCACCUACAACAGCCAAAUAUCUCUGAAUAAAGAGAACUACAAAGAAAGAAUGCACCACUUCCUGUACAAUGAGGAACGGGCAGAGGACCAUGUUGUUUCAAGACUGAAUGUUUGUGGAGAAAUUACAACACUGGAUGCAUUGAACAGUACACAGUUUGGCAUGGUGAAGGCUCCUCAGGGACAAGUAUUCUGUGCUGUCUCGAUUCCUUGUAAUCUCACACCAGACACCCCUGAGGGACAGGUACUGAAACGAAGCAUCCAGUCUGGCCUGAUAGCCCCUUUAAAUUCAAGUGGUCAAAAAUCCAAGGUCUAUGAAGCCAUCAUUCUGCAAGACAAAACAAGUGACAACAAAAUGUACUUGCAGCUGUCUAAAAAGUGUUGUGCUGAUCUUGCACUCAAAAGCAAUGAAUCGUAUCACAUGGAGGUGCAGUUUCAGCUGAACCGCCACAGCUUCUGCACCAUGCACAGGGCUGUAGACCUCCUUCCUGAUACAAAAAGAGUGCUACCUGACCUUGAAAACUGUGGAGUUCCUGUGAAUAACAUCCACAAUGAGAAACUGAAUGCAAAGCAGCAAUCAGCAAUUGACUUCAUCACAGGGAAUACCAGUGUGCAAAAAUUUGUAGCACCACUCCUCAUUUAUGGACCAUUUGGAACCGGGAAAACAUUCACCCUUGCUACAGCAGCCAGAGAGCUUUGUAAGCAGCCUGACAACAAAGUGCUAAUUUGCACCCACACCAACAGUUCUGCAGAUCUGUACAUCCGGGAUCACUUCCAUCCAUUCAUCAUCAAGAAAAAUGACGGAAUCAGUCCAAUUCGAAUAAAAGCAAACAAACAAGGGAGUGCUUUGUCUGCCACAGAUGAAAUUACUUUGAAAUACUGUUUUCUAUCUGAGGAUGGACAGCAUUUUCUGCUACCCACAAAAGCUGCCCUAGAUCACCACAAGAUAGUCAUAACCACCACAACAAUGGCAAGACAUUUUCAUGACCUAAAGCUCCCAGAGGGAUACUUCACUCACAUACUAAUUGAUGAAGCCUCCCAGAUGCUAGAAUGUGAAGCCUUGAUGGCCCUUGGUCUUGCUGGACCAAACACCAGAGUUGUUUUGGCUGGAGAUCACAUGCAAAUGGGACCCAAGCUUUUGUCAGUUGAUGAUCAUCAUCGUUCAAAUCACACACUCCUUAAUCGCUUGUUCCACUACUAUCAAGGCCAGAAGUGUGAUUCUGCCCAGAGCAGUAGAAUCAUAUUCAGUGAAAACUACCGCUCAACCAAAGAAAUUGUGGAGUUUGUGUCCACCAAUUUCUACGUUGGUAAGAAUGACAUUAUCAAAGCUACUGGAAAUAUUCCAGCUCCCGCAAAUGGCCGUGCCCUAAAGUUUCACCAUGUUAGGGGAGAGUGCCUCUUGGACACUGUUUCUAUGUCUUGGUAUAACAAAGAAGAGGUUGCCAAAGUGGUUCAAGAAGUAAAAGAGAUUCUCGAUCACUGGCCAUUGACCUGGGGGACCAAGGACCAAAGCUCAAUCUGUGUUCUAUCAGAGGGAAUUCAGGUUCGACACAUUAGGACAGCGCUUUCAAGAAGAGGCCUUGCUAAAGUCCAUGUUGAGAAUCUUGCAAAUGUGCAAGGCAAACAGUUCAGGGCAGUCGUAAUGACAGCUGUGCAAACACGUGACAGCCUAAAAACGUCUCACCUGCCUGGACUGGAGCUAUUCAAUGAUGCCCGUGUUUUAAACACUGCGAUGACUAGGGCCCAGUCCCACGUGGUUGUGGUUGGAGAUGCUGCUGCCCUGUGUUGCUUUGGGAAAUGCUCAGGAGUCUGGAAAAGCUACAUUGACCAUUGCAUCAACAACAAUAGUGUUGCACCGCAGCAUUUCACCAAAGAUUUCUUUGAAGAAGAUGCUAUGGAAACUGCAAGGUUUCGAAAGUCUGAACGUGUGGAUGAGAGCAACACUCUCUCUGAUGCAAUUCUUCAAGAGUUGAAAGAUGAAUACGAACAUCUUAAAACAGAGUACAGUUCAGAUGAAGACAAUUUUGAACAUGCAGACUUUAAUCACCACAAGUCCAGAUCACCAUUCGUUACUGAUGUUGACACAGAUGUUUUGGAGUUAUGUAAAAAACAGCCAGAGAAAUACAAACGAGGAAAGUUGGUCAGGGAGUCAUACAACAGAGGUUAUGUCAUACCAUUUCAAAACCCCACCAGACGUAUAAACAUUAAGGGAAGGGGAAACCUGGGCAUGGUCUUCACUGGAGACGAAGUGGUCGUAGAAACAGCAAGGGUAGUCAGCAUCACCAAGGAAGAGGAGUCCGCCCGUGUACUUGUGUGCGUGCUAGAGGAUGAGGAUCACAGCAAACCAAGACAGAAUUCUGAAGACAAAUUUGUCCGAAGGACAAUGAUGCCCAUUACAAAGUCUGCACCCAAAGUACGUAUACUGAUCAGCAAGGCAAGACGUAACUUCAUUCCAAUAUGGGAGCAAAUUGAUGGACAGUGGACAAUUGCAGCAUAUGAACGCCUCAAUGAAAAGCUCAAGCAGGACAAUGUAUUUGUGGUGCAAGUGAUUGGCUGGAAAAAACAUUGUUAUUUUCCAUUGGGGAGGGUCAUAGAUAUUCUUCCUGUAGGAAGAUCUUUUGCUGAAGGACUAAGUAUCCUGAAUGAAGAAUUUAAAGUUGAACCCACUGCAUGUACACCAGACAAGGGUUUUUCCUGGGCAGAUGAAGACCAGGCCAGAAGACAGGACAUGUGUCAUGUGAUCACUUUCACUGUUGACCCAGAAGGAGCAAAAGACUUGGAUGACGCUGUCAGUGUCAGGGAAAUUGGGGACCAGUAUGAGUUGGGAGUCCAUAUUGCAGAUGUGGCAAGCUUUGUGAGUCCAGGCAGUAAAUUAGAUGAGGAUGCAAAACAACGCGGUUCUACAUAUUACUGUGUUGAGGAAAACCCCAAUCAUAUGUUCCCUGAAGAUUUGAGCACUGGACUCUUCAGUCUUCUGUCGGAUCAAGAGUGCAGAGUGGUUUCACUCAUUUUCAAAGUGAACAAGAAAACACAUGAGAUCAUUGGCAAACCCAAAUUCCAGCUGUCGCUGAUCAAGUCUAAUGAGCAGUUGUCUUAUGAAGAGGCAGAGAGCAUGAUCUCCAAAAGAUAUGGAGAGGGACCAAAAUUUGACACAGUAGAAGACUGUGUCACAGUGGCUUAUUGUUUUGCAAAAGCUCAAAGGAAGAUUAGACUUGUGGAUUGGGCUUAUUCUCAACCUGAUAACCAGAGAUUGCCCGGAAAGCGCAAAGCCAAUCUCAUGAUUGAAGAGCUGAGCGUGUUAUUCAAUACACUGGCAUCCGAGACUUUGAUUGGUUCUGAAAAAACCAGAUAUUACACUCCCCUUCGCUGUCAGGCGAAACCAGAUCCUGAAAAGAUAGAAGAAUUGAGAAAGAGUGAAUGUGCAAAAUUAAUACCACUGUCUUUUCAUGUGCGGCACAAAGUUGACCAUGAUGAACAAGCUCCAGACUGUGAAAAUUUCCGAAUACUUACAAAAGUAUGGAAAGAUAUCCAGUCAGCUGCCAGAACUGGGGAUAUAGACAAAAUGGUGGACCUGAUUGCUGCAGAUGACAUCCACCCUAUGCUCCAGCCACUCAUUGACAAGUUCAGAAGGUGCUCUAGUAAAGCUUAUGUCAUUCGUUCCAACUCCUCUCCCAAAGCAGGGGUUGGGCAUCAUUCUCUGAACGUAAGUUCUUACACGCAAGCAUCCUCACCCAUACGGCGAUACAUGGACAUCAUCUUGCAGAGACUUUUGCACUCUUUCAUAUGUAACAGGGAUGUCCAAUACACUCGAACAGAGAUUUCAACUCUGUGCGCUCAAUUUGAGCUCAACAUCAAGAAUGCCAAGGACUAUGAACAAAAGGCUGAGCAGAUCUCCUACGCAGUGAGCAUGAAAAAACAAAGUGCUUCAAAGUUAGCAUUUGUUGUGAGUGCAGAUCCCAACAGAGAUAGUUUUGCAGUGUCAUUUCCUUUUAACAAGAACAUAUUUGCAGAGAGUUUGUCAAUUAUGUACAAAGAUUUACAGUUGUGGGACCAACCAUUGUAUGAUGAAGCAAAUCACUGCAUCACUCUUACAUGGAAAAAGCGGAUCUACACAGUUGACAACAUGCAAAUCUACCAAGAGUUGAAAAUUCCAGACUGUGGUCCCUGCGUUGAGCUUCCACUGACAACAUGGAAAGCCGCUGUUGAAGCAAUUGACAAAGAAAACUGGGAUCAUGCAAAGUUUCUCAUAAUGGAUGUUCAUACAAAGCAACUGGAAAAACAACAUAUUCUGCCAGAAUCAUCUGAGAUGUCUCAUUCCGAGACUAAUACAUGCACAUCUGAGGAGCAAGAGGUACCAAAGCUACAAAUGGAACAUGAGGUUGACAUGAACCUCCAGUUGCAAACAGGUGACACCCUUCAGGUCCAAAUGACAUCAGAGUUAAAAAGAGGUUAUCACAUGCCUGCUGUUCAACUGGUGCACAUUAAACCAAAGUUUGAGAUUUGUGUGGACCAUGUCCACAGCCCUAUCACAUGCUUCUCCAGAUCCACAGAUGAUCCAUCAAGGAUUCAUUAUAGUGACCCGGAGGAGUAUAUACGGAUCUGGAAACCACUGUGUGAGAUGGAAUCUGCUGCCACUGCAGUGGAUGAAAGUGACAGCAUAAUCAUUGAGGACCUGGUGGUAAACUUCAAUCAAGAACAGGAGGGCACGCUAACAGGGAGCUUCUUCUUAUCUCUGGCACAGCUCAAUGAAUGGGCCAUUGAAUGUAACCUUUCAAAAUGCUUACUGUGCAUACGAAAAAGAGGUUUGAAGUUGACCUCAAACCUGGAACAUUCCGCACUGGUAGACCCAAGACAGUUUACAUGGGUGGCCCAUGCUGUCACAAGAAAAGUAGAAGAAAGCAAAAAAGGAAGUCAAGUGGAGUUCUUUGUCAAUCACCUGCCGAUGGAGACCAUUCCUGAUUGUGUCUUUCAGAAAGACACUUCUUUCACAGUUGAAAUAAUCCCAAAGCUCCUACCUGACAUCCGUAAAGAAAAUGCUGUGGUCAGCAUUAGAUCUGCAUGUAAUCUUGUCAAGGCCAUAGCACUUGGACAACACAUUCCAAAAGAGGGAAUAACAUGGCACACCAUUCGGAAAGAGCUACCAAAUGGAUUUCCUAAGCUUAAUGGUAGUCAGCAUCUUGCUGUGGAUAAAGCUCUGGCUAACACUUUCACAGUCAUACAGGGACCACCUGGAACUGGAAAGACAAUAGUAGGCGUGUACAUUGUAUACCGCUUCUUUGAGCUGAACUCUAAGACACAAAGAACAUUUGUUGACCCCAAGGAUGCGAACAAGAAACAAGUCAUUCUCUACUGUGGACCAUCCAACAAGUCUGUUGAUGUUGUUGCAGAAUACCUGUUAAAGUUUGGGAACAUCCAAAAGCCCCUGAGGGUCUACAGCCAACAAGUGGAGAUGCUAGAUUACCCUUAUCCAGACUGCACCCUUCACUUUUCCCAGAGAACUCUCCGUCCGGAACGUGCCAAACCAGAGCUCAGGAGCAUCACUCUGCAUCACCGCAUGCGAGAGGACCAAAACCCUUUCUCACGUCAAAUAAAAGAUUUUGACCAACGCAUUCAACUUUCCCUGACGAAAAAAAAAGAGCUCCCAUCUAUUCAACUUGCCCUCAAGGAAAAAGAAAAGCUGCUGUGCAGUCAACUUGCCCUUAAAGAAAAAGCAGAGCUCCUACACAUCAAACCUGCCUUUGAGGAAAUAGAAGAGGUCCGACGCAGUCAACGUGAUGUUAAGGAAAAAGAAGAGCUUAGACGCAUUCAGCUCAUCCUUGCGGUAAAAGAAGAGCGGCUAUGCAGUCGACUUGGUCUCGAAGACAAAGCAGAACUCCGACAUAUUCAACUUGCUCUUAAGGAAAUAGAGGAACUCCGACACACUCAACUUACCUAUGAGAAAGUAGAAGAGCUGACUGCUCAAGAAGUGAAAGAUUACAAAAAACUUCUCAGAGAUGCUCGGACAUAUGAGCUUAAACAGCAUGACAUCAUACUGUGUACAUGCACGCAGUCUUCCACCCCAAGCUUGAUGAAGACAGUCAGCGCACGUCAGAUCCUCAUUGAUGAAUGUGGAAUGGCCACUGAACCCCAGGCCCUGAUUCCAUUAGUCUGCAACAAACCAGAAAAGAUUGUUUUGAUCGGUGACCACAAACAGUUACGUCCCAUUGUGAAGAAUUCUCGUGUGAGGAAGCUGGGGAUGGCCAAGUCUCUGUUUGAACGUUAUUAUACAAUCCACAAGAACAGGGUAGUGAUGCUGGACACCCAGUACAGAAUGCAUAAGGACGUAUGCAACUUCCCAUCAAAUGAAUAUUAUGAGGGAAAGCUGAAAACUGGGGUGGAGCAGCCGAGCAGUGUCCUCCGCGUUGACAACAAGACAAUGCCAGUCGUUUUUGGGGACAUCAAAGGAAAGACCAUCAGUCUGGUUGUCAGCACAGCCAAGGGCAAUGAGAACUCAAAAGCAAACCAGGAAGAGAGAAUCAAAGUGAUUGACAUUGCUGAAAAGCUGGUGGAGAAUGCUAAAAUCAAACAGCAAAGUAUCGUGAUUCUGUCACCAUAUAAUGCCCAAGUAUCAGAAAUCAAAGACCACCUGAGGAAGAAGAAAAUGGACCAAAUCACCGUCACCACCAUCACUAAAAGCCAAGGAAGUGAAUGGCGUUACGUCAUCAUAUCCACAGUGUGCUCUCUGCCAUGUGAAGAGAUUGAGAGUGAACCAGACGGAGCAUGGCUGUCCAAACACCUGGGCUUUGUGGGCGAUCCCAACCAGAUAAAUGUGGGCAUCACCAGGGCCAAGGAGGGACUGUGCAUCAUUGGAAACCAAAAGCUGCUCAGCUGCAGCGGAGCUUGGAAACAUCUCCUGGACCACUACAAUCGUCACAAUGCAGUGACAGAUGCAGACAAGAUUUCAGUGCAUUGUGCCUGAUUUUUAAGAGUCUUGAAUUCCAUAUAUGUAUAUAUAUAUAUACACUGUAUAUAUUUGUAUUUGUAUUUUAUUUUUUUCGAUGAUGCUGCAGUAACGUUUUAUAUGUUCUUUGUACAGAUUUCUAGCAGAUUUGGAGUGUUGAUAUUGGAUUUGACACAGUUGUUUUUGUUGUGCUCUGAUUUACAUUCACCUUUCUAUUUAAUUUCUAUGCUUUGUAAAUAGGAAAAACCAUAUGAACUGUUUAUAGAAUUUUAUUGUUAGAUGUGCUCACUUGAAUUUUUAAGUUUCACAUUCAAAGUCUGAAUAGUCAUUUUUUGUUAUUUUUUGUAUUUUUUAUUAAAAUGUAUUCAAGUUGUAGACUAGAAUAAAUACUCUUUAAUCUAAUCUUAACUCUGGACAGCAGCCAAGAAACAGAGUUCAGCUCUUGCUGUUUGGAUCUAUUCAAUCAUUUUUAGAUUUAGUUGACAUGUGGAGAAUAACCACUGUAUGAACUCACCUCCAGUGAGGCGUUGUUCCUGUUUACUGAGAAAUGAGUCAGUAUGUGAUUUCAUUGUUGGACACCUGGUCUUAACACUUGAACUGUCUGGCAGUCAGUGAGCCUAGUCUGUGAUUUAUUUUCCUGUCUGACCUUUCAUUGUUUUUGAUACCUGUAAAUGUUCUAUGCUCAGGGAUUGGCUUUGGCUAACAGAUUAAUUGAUGAAUAAAUCGUAAAUAAAAUGUUUGUACUGUGAAAUGUUCAUCGUUAAGCCCUACUAUGUUCAGCGAUUUCUGUAAAUAUGUGCAUAAAUGUACAAAAAAUGUAAAAUUGAUUUGUUCAUGGUUUAUGUGUUUUUGUUUUAGACCUGUUGAAUGGAAUUUAUUUUUAUCACAUUUUGUAUCAGCAAAAGAUUGAGCAAAUAAACACCUAAAACAGUCAAAUGGCACUUUCA